AUGUGCAAAGGCUUUGGCUCCACUCUGAUAAGACCUGCCCUACAAUGGUACAUAAACCUACCCACCAGGUCCAUAUCCUCUUUUGCGAGCCUCAGCGACAAGUUUGUGGAGCAAUUCACAAGUAGUAAAAGCCUGGAGAAGACUUCAGACGGUCUCUACGAGAUUCUUCAGCAUCGGGUAGAACCCCUGCGAGAUUACAUAAACCGCUUCAACCAAGAAAAGAUGGCAGUUCCCGACUGCAGCAUUCCUACCGUGAUCUCUGCCUUCAAAAGGGGCCUGCUUCCAGACGGAGGCCUCUACAAAGAACUAACCACGUAUCCCUGCAAGACCAUGGAAGACGUGUUAUCUCGGGCCUCGGUGCAAGUGAAGUGGGAAGAAGAUGUCGCUAGCCACGCUAAGGCCCAGCUGAAGCAGGACAAAAAGUCGGCCCGAUCGGAUCAAGGAAAUCGGGAUGAAAGAUCCUCCCAAAGAGCGACCAAGGACUCUGGGAACAGAAACCGGGGCAGGUUCCUGUACCGACCCCUGGAAAAGGAAGAAGGAAUGUCGGUAUCCACUUGGCCCGACAUCUCCCAUCUCUCCAUAUUCACACCGGAGCUAGUCAACGUCUUUAGGCAGAUGGGCCAACAGGUCAAGUGGCCUCAAAAGAUGAAGGCACCUGACUCGUUCCGGAACCCUGGCCUCUGGUGCGACUUCCAUCGCGAUCACGGUCACAAAACUGAAGACUGCAUCGCUCUAAGGAUCGAGGUCAAUGAACUACUCCAAAAGGGGCAUCUCCGGGAAUUCCUCUCAGAAAAAGCCAAGAACCAUCUAAAUAAAGAGGUGCCGGCGAAAUCCGCUGGAGCUAUACCCGCCUCACCACCUCGCCAGGACCGAGUGAUCCUUGUCAUAUCCGGAGGUUCAGAGACAAGCGGCGUGAGUCAUGCAGCUGCCAAGAAAAGCACCCGCAAUGCCAAGCACGGCCUGGAGACGACCAAACCAAAGCGCUUGCUCCUAGGUACCGACAAAAUAAGCUUCACGGCUAAGGAGCAGGAGAAGAUCCUGGCUCCCCACCACGAUCCCCUGGUCAUCUCGCACACCGUAGCAAACUACUAG
Molecule: messenger RNA, 1092 nt
Organism: Brassica napus (rape)
Lineage: Eukaryota; Viridiplantae; Streptophyta; Magnoliopsida; Brassicales; Brassicaceae
Exons: 1
Coding region: 1-1092 (363 amino acids)
Source: RefSeq, a predicted model, not a curated record